ACUACUUUUAACAUAGCUUCGAUUGCUUCACUUAUUCUGAGGACAUAAGUUGAAUUAUAAGUUUUUAGUAUUUCGGUUAUUUGGAUACGGUAGUGUUGUUUCUUUGGAUUUCGGUGACGAUAAUCAUGGCAUCAGCAGACGUUGGUAUGGCGUACCAGCCACCUUCUCAAAUAAGUCCUCAGAGUGGUAAUAUGACAACAUCAACUAAAGUGCUUAAUCUUUCGAGAGCCCAAGUCAACUUGGCUCAACCAGCAUAUGGUGCCUAUCCAACAUCAAUAUCCCCACAACAAUCCACUCACACAAAUGCUUAUAAUUAUGCAACGCAACAAAGUCAAUCACCCCCAUUUUAUGCUUAUCCCAGUCAGACAGGAGUUGGACAACCUGAUAACAACUUUAAUAAAACAGGUUUUCAAAAUUUUGCGCAACCCCAAGUUUUCACAAUUGGUUCUAGUCAGGCGUCUCAAAUGCAGCCAACUCAGUAUCGACAACAAAUUCAACAGUCUCAACAACCGCAACAGUAUCGAGUUGUUGCAACUCCUUUGCAAACUACAAACAUGGAGCAACUGAAUGCUUAUCCUGUAAGUCAGAUUAAUUCGCAACCUUCUUACAACACUCAACCAAAUGUCAUUUACUUCGGUCAGUCUGGACAAACUCAGCAGCAAUUACCGCUACAGCAACCUUACCAUCCAGAAACACAACAGCAAGCAGGUCAAGUGGUAUAUGCAAGACCAGCCAGUCAGUCUUACGCUCCUCCAGGAACUGCCUAUCCAACUCAAGCACAAUUUACACCACAGGCUAACACAGGCGCAUUAUCCUUUCAGCCAACCAAUCAGCUAACACCUUCGUCCCAGCCAAUCAGCGUUCAGCCCGGUUAUCAGGUUAAUCAAACAGGCCAGCAGAAUUUUAAUCAGGCAUCAAGAUUUCAACACGUGUCAAAUCCUCUACCACCUUCACAAACUCCCCAGUUUCAAGUGCAAAAUCAACAAGUUUAUUCUCAAAUUCAAUCAAAACCUCAAUCACUAGCACAACCUUACACUUCACAAACUAAUUUUAAUCAAGUUGAACAGAAACCAACACAAGUUGCACAAUCCACUUGGAGUGCACAAGCUAAUAAUCAAGUAAUUGAUAACAGAGAAAAACAACAAUAUUAUCAACAACAACAACAACCAGUUCAAACUUAUCAACAAGUUCAAACUAAUCAGUUCAACACACAGAAUACUUUACCACCUAUUGUAUCUAGUCAAGGAUUUGAUCAACAAGUACCCAGACGUAUACCUUCUGGUGGUCAGUCAAAACAAAUUAAGGUCAAAUCACUGCCAAUGCGUAAUUCGGUUAGCAUAGAUGGUAUUGACUCAUCUGGUCCACCACAGUUUGUUGUCCAUCCUGUAGGCCAACUAACCAUAGCAGAAGGUGAACCAGCUAAUAUAACUGCUCGUGUACGUCCGGCUGGUGAUAGUACAUUGAUUGUUGAGUGGUAUAAAAAUGGCAAGCCAUUACCAGCAGCUUCUCGUUUCACAACGACAUUUGAUCGAGGCUACGCAGUGCUCGAUUUUCUAUACGUGAAUGAGGAUGAUAAUGGAGAUUAUUCCUGUGUAGCAACGAACAGUCAAGGCCAAGACCAAUCAAGCAGUUGUCAUGUGACAAUUAUACCAGAAGAGGGAGUUGUCACUGAAACUCAAUUACCAGAAGAAUCUAUGAUUGCAAAUCUAGCUAUGAUGGAAGAUCAUUUAGUAAGAAAUGGAUUAGAUAGAGCUAAUCGUUAUCAUGACGAUAUACGUCCAACAAAUCCACCAAAUUUUCUUAAACCACUUGCACCACAAGUUGGUCUUCGUGAAUCGGCUCCAGCACAUUUCGAAACAUGUGUAGAACCCACAAAUGAUCCUUCGUUAACCGUUGAAUGGUAUAAAGAUGGCAAACCUGUUAGCAUGGGCUGUCGUUUUAAUGCUGUAUUGGACAGGGGAUUUGCUAUGCUAGAUAUUCAUUAUUGUUAUCCAGAAGACAAUGGAGCAUACUUUUGUGUAGCACGUAAUGCAGCAGGACAGGUACAAAGCAACGUGGUUGAAUUACAAUGUAAUGCAGAUGAACAUAUUGUCACUAGUUCAGUAUUAUCGAAAGAAUCAAUUACAUAUCUUCAAAGUUUGGAUGCUUGGGAAAGUGAUGCAAUGGCAGGUUAUGAUACAGUUAAAAGAGAAGAAGAAGAACCGCCAUCUGCACCGUCAUUCGAUAUUCUCCCUGUUGCUGUCACUGUCACUGAAGGUUCGCCAGCUAAAUUUAUUGUUAAAGCAGGUGGUUAUCCAAGGCCUAAAAUAUUCUGGUAUAUUAAUGGGGAAUUGAUAGCCUCAUCUGGAGGUGGAGGAAAUUGGAGAAUAUUUCAAGAUGGUGGUAUUAGUAAUCUAGAAUUUCAUCGUGUUGGUACACCUGGUGAAUUACAUAUUAAAGCUGUUGCAAGAAAUAAUAUGGGUGAAGCUGCUGCUGAAACAAUAUUGAUUAUUGAACCACAAUUAGACUUUAGACCAGAUCUACGUCAUGUUGAACCAGGUAAAUAGAUUUAAAUUUCCUGAAUAUGUUUACUUAUAUUUCACAACAUGAACUCAUUCUUCACGGUUAUUUUCUUUUUUUUACUCUUCCUACUAUAAUGAACACUAAUCUCAAUUUUUCUGCAUUUUCUUAGAAGUCACAAUUUUAUCAGUAUAGGGUUGUGAAGAUUAUCAAGCUUUUGAUUGAGAUCAUGAAUCCACUGAUGUUCACUAUUGACCAGCUUCGUGAGGGAAUUCUCGAGGUUCUAAUGAGAAGCCGUAACCAAUGGAGCUAAUCCAUGUCAGAUAGAGACAGGUAUCUGCCUCAGUACAAUGAAAGAUGGUCGCGCAAUUUCGUGAAUUGGUGUAGGUUAGACAUUAACACCGUUGGAUGCCGGCUAAGUGGUCUAGAGGUAGAGCGUUCGCGUGCGAGACUGAAGGCUCUGGAUUCGAAUACCGCGAGUGAGAUCGUAGUUAUAAACUGCUGAGGAGUGCCACAAUGGGGCGAGACAGCCGUCCAGUGCUUCCAGGUUUUUAAUGGUGGUCUAACAUCAGUCAAUUCAUAAUCUCAAUCAAAAAGUCAGAAUCUUGUUUGCUUUUUCAAAACAAAUGGAAUUUUAUUAUUUGAUCAUACUGUACUACUUUACUUGGGAUGAGUUUAGUGUGCAAUUAUUUUUUACCCUAUAAAUUUAUGUUUUUAUGUCAUUUAGACACUUCAUAAAAGUACAAAGCCAGAACGUACCUGAUAUCAUCUGAUAAGUGAGAUUAAAUUUCACAAGUCGAUGAAUCAACUGUAAGAUGUAAAUUUAACAAUUAUUUUGAUUUAACGGCUGUAUAGUAAUAUUUUCUUGUGAUGCGAUAUACUUACUUGCUUAUACCAGUUACUCCUUGGAAAACAUAUGCCACUGACCAGAAUCCAAAUAGCCUAUUCUAUCUUGUGCUGUCCUUCCUAAUUGUUGCCAAGUACUAUUUAUUCUUUCUUCUGAUGUCUAUCCAAACAAGCUAUCUGUCCUUUUUUUUCCUAUGUAACAAAACUAUUCAUAUAUGUUCUACAUUGAAACUAAUUUACAACUCCUUAUAUAGUUUAACUGUCAAAAGAAUUUGAUAUAAAAAGGAAAAAGUAUCCUUCCAGAUUGAAUAGUUCAAUGUAUACUGUGUUGCAAAGGUGAAAAAAAAAGAAAGAAAAACAACGUGUAUAAUAUCGUAACAUGUGUUCAUUAAAAUAUCACAAUAGUGACAGUCAAUACUUGUCAUUGAAUAGAAAGUACAUUUUAUUUAAUAUACGAUCGAACAAUUGAUAUUUGACUGUUGUUUUUUAGUGGUAAUAUUUUUGAAAGAUAUUUUCUAUUGUUAACAAUCGUAAGGCUAACAAUUCUAUAAGGUGACAUUACAUACAGAUUUUUCUGAAUAUGUCAUGGAGAUACAUGUAUUCAAAUGCCACGAGAAAACUCAGCUCUUUGAAUAUUGAAAUUACUUGUCUUUGAUAAGUGUCAAGCAUCACAAUACAUGGAAUCUCAAUGCUUUCAACUAACAUUGUGUGAAAUAAAAAUACGUUUAAGUAACCUACUUUUUAGCUAAACAUCAUAGUUUGGUCACAGUAUUACUCUACAUAUACAAAGUUAAAUAUCUGUUAUAGAACUGUGAAAUAAAUAAUAAUUCUGGCAGGAAAACGUUUAUCAAAUAAAUAAAUCGAGUUGUUGUUCUAGAAUAAAGCAACUUAUAAUUCUUCUAUGUAAAAUAACAAGGAAACUGGCUUAUAAACAAUGUAAUUAAAGAAACAAGAAAAGGUUUGGGAAGAAGUAAACUAAUUAGUCUAUUAAAAUCAAUAAGGCAAUUGAAAGUCAACUGUCGACUCUUGUAGGAUAUAAGCAUCACUUUUGAUCUAUAUAGUUUCUAUAACAUCUGUAUGAAAUAAAAUUUCAAGGACAGUACGUAAUCACAUUAUACUGGCGCUAUGAUUAUCCAUGAAUGUUACUUUUAUAAAUCUAGGUAUGUGUUAGCGAGUUCGUUCAUCGUAAUAUGAUUUUGAUGCUGUGUUCGCUUCUGGCUACUGGCUGAGCAAAAGUAGAACUGCAUUUCAGACCAACAACCUUUAAGUUUUGUUCUCAGCUUUUAUCUCCCUAUUAUCAUAUAAUCGAUUACCAGGUCACUAAUACUGCGUAGACGAUCUAUGCAAAAUUAUCAAUGCUUGGAGAGGUUAAUACAACUCCCAUUCUGUAAUUACGGCCCAAUCACAUGGGUUUCGAUAAAAUCCAAGUAUAUUAAGUUGAUUUGAAUCGUUUGAAUGAUCCUGUUAGUGGCAUUUUGAGUGAAAUUUAAUCAACUAUGGAAUGCAGAUGCAUUCGACUGAUGAGUCUCGGGUAAGACGAAUCAUGGAUCCCACUCUGUUAUGACCUUGGAUGGCUUUUACCCCGUGAUACUUGUUAUGACUUCACCUUGAUCUGUUUAGACUAAACUGUGACCUUGACGCGCUAGGCUGAGUGGCUUAACCUUGAGUCUAAUACGCGUGAGUUCGAUCGGGGUAGAGAGAACUAUUCUAAAUCCUGAUUGGUUGGCAAGCACGCGAGUGAAAGAAGACAAGACAGUUGGAACACUAAACUCUGGAUUCCCUGAAUUCAGAUUACUACAAAAAUGUACAUGAAUAAAUAAGUGCAUAUCUUGACCACGACGUACGAUAAUUUGGAAAAAUACAGUUAUGCCCGAAACAGGGAAUUAGGGUAGAAAAUAUAGUGCAAAAUAUAAUGUUUAAAUCACAAUAUUUUUGGAACAAAAAAGGGUAUGCUAGUGAAUGAUACAUAGAACGAAAGCUCGUGUUAUGUAGAAUAAGAUAGGGACAAAAAUGAAUAUAAGUGUUUUACAGGUUUUGAAUGAAAUGCAAUAACGUCCCAAGAAAAUAGCUUUCGUAAUUGUCUGGGCUUCUUAAUUCCCCGUUCAUAACACACUCCAAGCCACAUUACAUCUAUUCUAUAUAAAUCCAAGUAUCUACUUUUUUCCGUUACGUCAGUUACAUAGUUGUUGGGGACGAUAGAUCCCCAAAACUCAAAUUUUGUAAUUUACUUAUCGAUUAAAUGUGCAGAUAGGUCAAUUGAUGAACUAUCGA
Molecule: messenger RNA, 5616 nt
Organism: Schistosoma curassoni
Lineage: Eukaryota; Metazoa; Platyhelminthes; Trematoda; Strigeidida; Schistosomatidae
Source: the annotation of a GenBank genome assembly